GUAUACGUCGUAAGAAAAAAAAAGAAAAAAAAAAAAAAAAAAAAAAAAAAAAGAAAAAAAAAAGAAGAAAGAGAAAAGAAAGAAAAUAAAAGAAUGAUCCAAUUGUUUCUAUAAAUUUAUAUUACAAAUCGAUAUAAGAAAUGGAAAUGUAGUAGAUAUAAUUGAUGUCAGUGAACUUGACCCUAUGACUUAAACGCAUAGCUUCUUAACCGAAAUAAAACGAGAUCGAUAGCUAGAGCAAAUUACGAUUACGUAGUACACGUCCGUUCAUUCAAUAUCCUGAACUGUACGAGCAGCGAUUAACGAAACGGUAAUUAACGUUAAUUACUUAUUUAAAAUAUGCUUUGGAUUUGCAUUGAAAGUCAAGGCCGAAUAGUAAGAGACUUAGAAUAGAAGUACUCGAAAGUAUGUAAUUACGUUGGAUUUAUUCGUAAAAGACUUUCGUAAUAUGUUAACACUUCCGGUGAUACUGAUUUCAUCAUUGUGAGAUAAUUUUCUUAAAAAAGAAAAAAAAAAAAAAAAAAAAAAAAAAAAAAAAAAAAAAAAAAAAAAAAAAAAAGACGAACAGAAAGGAAUAAGAAAAAUAAAUUAAAUCACUUUUAUCGAAAUAAUUGAGACGAAAAAACAAAAUAGAAAGAAAAAAUGCUAAAAUCUUUACUCAGUCGGAGGCUGCGGUGUAAAGAUGGGUCAACCUUUCGCCUUGCGAUUAUGUAAGAUCUCGGACUGACUGACCUUUAGGUUCGUUCAUGGCAUGCGGCAUUUACGUAAUUUACCGAUUACGAUGUAUUAGAGUCUCCUAUGCCUAGAAAAUAGUUCUUCUUCCCGCUCUAAUAUUUUUCAGGGCUCCUACACAAAACAUACAUAAUCUUAAAUGCGAAUGUUAAGUAUAUCGUUGCUCGAUUUCAAAUAUUUCUGAUAUUCAUUCUCUUUUUUCUUUUUUCUUUUUUCUUUUUUCUUUCUGUAUAUAUAUAUAUAUAUAUAUGUCUGUUAAAGAAGUUUUUAUGAAAUUACAUGAAUCGACGAAAAAAUGGAUACGAGAGACGAAUUUACUUUCUUUUUCUUUUUUUUUUUACUUUUUAUGUCUACGAACGAGAGAAACGAUUAGAACUCGGAUAGGAAACGUUAGUUGUAUCUUUGAAAUUCUUUUUUCUACGCUUUUUCUGGCCUUCAAAGUGAAUAGAUUAUAUAAAUAUAGUUACGUCAUUCAUAUUUCUCUAUAUAAAAAAAAAAUUUGUCGUCAUAAUACUUGAAUGAUAGGUUUUAAUUGAACAUCUAUUAAAAAUAUGAAGAAAAUAAAUUUAAUUGUUCGAAAUAAUUUGAUUGUCAUGAAAUUAUUAUGAUUUCGUUCGAUUAAAUGCAUUUAAACGAGAUAACAUUUUCUAGCGUGUAAUUUUUGAUAGGCGUGUAAAAGUGCGCGACGAACAUAACCACGUAUAUAGGAUGCAUACAUAUAUACCGUAAAUAUACGAAGAAUGAUUGGAUAAAUUCUAUAGGUGCGGCCUAAGAUUAUCUAUUUGAUAUUAUACGUGCCGUUUAAAAGUACAGUUUCUUCGUUAAAUCACAUUUACAUGUGAUUAAAAGUGAAAUCAUUGAGAUAUUAUUUUGGAACGUUUAAUCAAUGAGAACGAUAGUACUAUAAAUUCUCGAUAUAAUGAAAGUGUUCAUUGAUUUCACGGGUACUAUUGACAAUGAGUAUGAAUAUAAUGAAAAGCAGCGACAUCUAGGCUGUGCGUUAUCAGAAACUACAUUAUACUACCAACUAGUAAUACGACGCACUGCUUUGACAUAUUCUAUGCAUACUAGAAACUACAUGCGACUGCUUGUAGUACAAUAGAACAUAUAGCCGCAUGUGUGUCGAUAACAAUUCCCUUGGGAAUUAAUUAGUUCUAUCGUUGUAUCUGCGUAAUAGAGAUAAUUCUAAGAGCAAAAUGUUGGAACCGACUAAGCAAGCCUUAACAGCGGGCAGAUUAAUUUUGGCCAGUGGAUCACCAAGAAGAUAUGAAAUAAUACAAAAAUUGGGGUUAAAUUUUGAAGUAGUAAUAUCAAAUUAUGAUGAAAAUUUAGACAGAUCCAAAUAUAAAAGUCAUGGGGAAUACAUUCAAGAUUUAGCAAAAUUCAAAGUUCAUGAUGUAUAUGAACGUUUGAAAAAUGAUCCUGUUAUACCAUCUUUAAUCAUAGGUGCAGAUACUUUUGUAACACUAGAUGAUACUAUUUAUGGAAAGCCAAAAGAUGAAUCAGAUGCAUUUCGUAUGUUAUCUCACUUUGCGAAUAAAGAGCAUGUUGUUUAUACCGGAGUGUGUUUGAAAACGCCAAAGAGAGAAGUAAAAUUCUAUACAUCUACAAAGGUAAAAUUUGGUGAUUUAUCGGUUGAUCAAAUAAAAGCGUAUAUAAAAACAGGAGAAUGUCUAGAUAAAGCAGGAGGAUAUGGUGCGCAAGGUGCUGGUGGUUGUUUAAUUGAGAGCAUAAGUGGUGACUUUUAUACUAUAAUGGAAAUUCGAACGUGUAUAUCAUGAACAAUUACACGCAUCGGAUGUAACUCAAAAAGCACAAUUUGAGUAUGCAUGGUGUCUUGUGAGAAGCAAAUAUCCAGCCGAUAUCAGAAAGGGUAUAGUAUUGUUAGAA
This is a messenger RNA of Vespa velutina, 2622 nucleotides long. Its product is annotated as mitochondrial fission 1 protein-like. Gene Ontology annotation, molecular function: protein binding; nucleoside triphosphate diphosphatase activity. Gene Ontology annotation, cellular component: mitochondrial outer membrane; peroxisomal membrane. NCBI's taxonomy places the organism in Eukaryota, Metazoa, Arthropoda, Insecta, Hymenoptera, Vespidae. The record is from RefSeq and is a predicted model, not a curated record. The transcript is spliced from 6 exons. The coding region runs from base 1929 to 2513 and encodes 194 amino acids. Gene Ontology annotation, biological process: peroxisome fission; mitochondrial fragmentation involved in apoptotic process; mitochondrial fission.